CAUAACCAUCUCCUCCGUUCUCCUUUCCCAACAAGGACUGACUCUGCACAUCUCCACCAUUCCAUUUUCAUCUCCUCCAUUGUCAUGAAGAAGAGAUCAAGCACUCCCUCUGAUGAUGGGCGUUCAUUGCGCCGAGCUUCCUCUGCCCCACUCUCUGUAAUCUGCAGAAGAAGUGGGAAGGAGGGCGAGGGGAACAGGAGUCAUAAGAAGAUGAAGAUGAAGGAGGAGUGUGAUGAAUUCCAGGUGGAGGAAGGGGCAGAGGAAUGCAGCGCCAGGGAGAGGUUGCAGAGAUACAGAGUACAGGUUGCAGGGAGUGUUUGGAUUCCUGAUUCGUGGGAUCAGGAGGAGCGUUUGAAGGAAUGGGUCGAUCCCAUUGCUCUCGACCGCUCGCUUGCCCCAGAUGGCCUUCUCUCUGCUCGCACUGCGCUCAUCCGUGACUGCCUCUCCAACAGAGAAUCUGAUCCUCCUCCGCCCCCUGUCAUUACUUGUUCUCAAUAGCCCCCCUGUGUUUACUUGCUCUGAAUCUACCUUCUUCUUAUUCAUGUAUAUGUUUUAUAGAUCUAACAUCAUGGAGAAAUGGAAUACUGCAAAAUUUACUUAUAUAUAUGUUUUGAAAUCUGUGAAGAAUGUAGCCGUGGGGCAGUCUUCUUCAUAAUAAAGAUUCAGUUUUUACUGCGUUUGACUGAA
This is a messenger RNA of Cryptomeria japonica (Japanese cedar), 687 nucleotides long. Its product is annotated as protein BIC1. The record is from RefSeq and is a predicted model, not a curated record. Bases 85 to 498 code for a protein of 137 amino acids. The transcript has a single exon. NCBI's taxonomy places the organism in Eukaryota, Viridiplantae, Streptophyta, Pinopsida, Cupressales, Cupressaceae. Gene Ontology annotation, biological process: blue light signaling pathway.